AUGUCUCAACCAAGCCCCUCCGUGGACACCCAGACUCUGCUUCAGUCCAUGCUCCAGAGACUGAGGCUCCAGCCUGGCUCAGAGACCCAGCACGGCAGGCAGGGACAGGCCCCCCACGGCCCCACCACAGCUGCCCAGGGCCAGGGGGAGGAUGGGGGGAGACCUGGGGCUAACAUCAUUGGCAAUGGAUCUGUGGCGCUGUCUCCGGCUGAUGAUGUCAGAGGGGCUGAGGGCAAAGGGGGAUGUGAGAAGGCCAGGAAGCAUGAGAUGAGGAUGUGGGACUCCAGGGAGGAGUUUGGGAUACCGGCUUGGGACAGUAAUGUUUGGGGAUCCAGACGGAAAGAGAAAGGGGAGGAAGGGAGGAAGCAACCCACUGGCAGUCUCCCCAAGUUGGACAGGGGACAGAUGGUGUCAUCCCCUUCGGCUGCUCAGGGUGCCCCUGUCCUCACCCCCUCCCCCUCACAGGAUGCUGGCAGUGAAAGAGGUGACCCAGGGGGGUCAGCGGGGGCUCUACCAACAAUGAUGACCUUCACAGGAACUCAAACCGGGAAUGAGGGCCACAUUGACCCAUCACCUCUGGGUAACUCAUCUCUAAACUCCAAGACCAAGGGUGCUCAGAACCAUGACGGGUCGGUUCUAAUGGCGUCAAACUCUGACUUUACCCCCAGAGUCUAUGAUUGGUCCUUGAAGAGCACAGAAUUAUAUCCAGACAUAGGGAGUCAAAUGGAGAGGUGGCGGCCUUUGGAGAAUGGGUCAGAGAUUCCGGGACAUGAUGUCAUGGAGAUUAUGUCACCCAGUCAAGGUGUAGCAGAAAACACCUCGUCAACUAAGAUGAUGAAGAGAUUGUCUGAGAACACAACACAGAGAUGGACACAGAGGAUAAAGGAGAAAUGGAGGGACAGGCAUGGGAGUUUUGGGAAGAAAAGGAAAGCGGAGGAUGGAGUGAGAGAAGAGAGGAAAGAUGCAAAACAAGUUAAAGUAAGUACAGUAAAGUUUACUUUGACUCAUUUUAUUUAUUUGAUGAUACAGACCAUUUCAUUAGCAAAUACAUCAACAAGUAACAUCUUCGCUAACCUUUGUUAGCUUACUGACUAGCAUUACACUCGAAGAUUCAAUACAUUUUUCAUUCAACAGUUUCCACAGCAACAUCAGCUGUCAACCAGAGAAGAUAAAGUCACUAAGAUGUCCAAUAAAGAAGGCGAUACUCAGUCACCAAUCAGAGAGGGCAAGGAGGAAGCCCCUCCCACUCUGUCAGAAGACAGUGGUACAGAGGGUCAGUUCAGGUCGGUUCAAAACAACCAGACAAUCAAACAGCUGUCAGUGUAGCAGAUCAGCGUCGAUAUGUGUUAGCGGCCAUGGUUUGGUUGUUCAGCCUCUGUGCAUUUGGCUAACUCAUUACCCAAGGAAGUAGAUUAUAACUACUGUCUUGUGAUUUGAUGUGCAUUGGUUCAAAUGUAAUAUGUGUACCAGUUUGCCUAUAGUUACGGCAUGGAGUAUUUCCUAGUCAGGUCAUGAAAACCUUUUUGCCUUAAUUAUAUACUAUGGAACAGCGGGGACUGUGAAGAGACACACAGGCACAGACACACAUACACAUGAUAAGACCCGCACUCUACACACACGUACAGACAGACACACAUACACAUGAUAAGACCCGCACUCUACACACAUGUACAGACAGACACACAUACACAUGAUAAGACCCGCACUCUACACACACGUACAGACAGACACACAUACACAUGAUAAGACCCGCACUCUACACACACAUACAGACAGACACACAUGCACAUGAUAAGACACGCACUCUACACACACGUACAGACAGACACACAUACACAUGAUAAGACCCGCACUCUACACACACGUACAGACAGACACACAUACACAUGAUAAGACACGCACUCUACACACACGUACAGACACACAUACACAUGAUAAGACACACACUCUACACACACGUACACAUGAAGGGAUCCUUAAUAAAUACAAAUACAAACAGGGCUAAGAGAUUCUUCUGACUAUGUGAUCUAACUAGGAAUAACACCUUGCUCAAGAUAUUACCUACCUAUGAUUUCACAUCUGAGUAAGUUCUGUGUGCUAUUUGUGUAUGCAAGGGGAGGUUGUCAUAGCUGAGACAUUAGUUAGGGUGAUACUGUGCACUUUCAGCUUUGAGGUGUCAGACACACCCUAGUCACUGACAGUUACUGUCUCUCUCACUCGCACACACACAGGAAGUUCUCAGUUCCUGUUUUAGUUAGUAUUGAGUAAGACAGUGGUGCUUUGAUAGAUAGUUAUAUACUGUAUGUACAUGUUUGAUAUAUCUAAUCUAGUAUUCCUUAUUUGUCAUGACAGAUCCCCAAGUUCCUUUGAGUUCAGUCUUGGAUCCUUUAGCUUGUUGGAGGAGAUCCUCACAGGGCAGGAGUGGGCCAGGUUUCUAAACCCAUCCCAAGUAGACGCCUCAGCCAAUCAAACACCAGCUGAAGAGGUCACAAAUCAAUCAGAGACCAGCCAGAACCGCCCACAAGAUCAUGAGAGCGCCCAAUCAACUUUGACCUUGGACAGAGUCAGCCAAUCAGGAAACGUGAACAGUCAGUGGGACUUCAGACCAAGUGAAUUGGACCAAAGUUAUGAUAGAAGCGCUGAUGUUUCUGCACCUGUCAAUAUGAAUAUCACAGAACCAAGCCUUGUCCAAGAACAGAACAGUAAAUGUGAACUCAUCCAAUCAGCACCAAAGGAAUACUGUCAUGUCCAAUCACAAACCAGCUCUGAUGAAGUGAGGCCAAAUCAUAUCCCUGUGUUAGAGUUCUCCUUCAUUAAGGUAAGAUUUCACUCAAACAUUAUUGGGUAGUUUCCUGGAUGCAGAUUAAGCCUAAUCCUGGACUAAAAGGUAAUUUAAAUUAGGAGAUUCUCCAUUGAGUUUGCAUUUUAGUCCAGGACUAAAUUUAAUCUGUGUCCGGGAAAUCGCCCCUAUAGGCCUUAACUUAAACCCUAUCACUAACCUUUUAUGUAACCCUGAAUUAACUCAUCCUGAUUAACUAAAAUAUAUGCCUUUGGGGGGGUUCUACUAAGAUACCAUAUGGAAUUGUUUCAAGAUGGUCAUACCAUGGAUCAUUUAGCUAUUUGAUUUGGAAUUUUAGGACCACUGUAGGUAUAUAAAAAAAUAAUAAUGAAUUUGUCCUUUACUACUGUACUAUAGCCCAUAGAAAUGCAUUGAAUAACAUUAAUAAAUGGCAAAACAGAGUAAAAAAAAGAAUCAUAAGGAAUAAUUUUUGAAGUGUCUGUCCUAUAUCUAGGAGUUAUAAGAAAGCUCAGGAAAUAUUUUAGUUUUUUUGACACAUAUUUAACCCCUUUUUUUGUUGGCACAAAACUACCUCCAUACUUCCACUCAUUUUUUAAACCAGUACCGGGUUACCUUCAGACGAGUGUAGCCCAAACGGUUUGGACACUACAGACAGAAGUUGGCACAUCGGCGGUACUGACUUCAGACGAGUCCAGUGGGACCAAACCGAUUUUCGGGAUGUCUCAUGGUCUGACAAACACCGCUGUAGUUCCACCGCAGAUGCGGAAGGUCAACAUAGGCAGAUGCAGUGGAUUGACUCAGCCCUUGCAAAAAAACGAUAUCUCUAUCUUAAACUGACAGAUUUUGAUGGGGAUUUUUGUAUUAUGUUACAUAGAUUGAUGCACUGGUGCGUCAGUAAUAGACUCUUAAGGAUUAAAGUUGAUAAUAGUGUACCUUGUUGUUCCACAGCCAGUGGAGGUCUUGGACAGCUCUGCCCUGAAGAGCAGGGUCCACCUGAACAGAAAAAGAGUGCACCAGUCACAGGAGAGGGAAGAAGAGAGGGAAUGUUUAAAAGGAGAGGGGAGAGAGAGAAAAGAAGACAACUCAGUCCCAUCUGAUGAGGACAAGAGGGAAGAGGGGGACAUCUUCAUGAUGCCUCUCUACCCCCUGAAAUCCUCCCUUUCCCCUCUCACUCCAUCCUCCCCCUCUUCCUCCCCCUCCUCACAUCCCCUUGUCACCCGAAGUAUACUGCGACACUCCAUGUCUCAAGAUUUAGAGUCCUCACUAUCAAUGGAAACAGUGACCAAAAAGGUAAGGACAGAUUUUACUCUCAGUUGUCUGUCCCACACUGUCAGCAUUUGGACUACUGUAAAUUGAAAAAUCACCUGGGGCAUUCACCCAACCCUUCUCUCUCACUCUUUCUCUCUGUCUGUCUCUCUCUCUCUUCUCUCCUCUCUCUUUCUCAGAGGCGGAUGUCAAAAUCUCGUCACGUGCGGUUCUCUGAGGAGGUAGUUACCAUGCCGCCCAGCCUCCUGAUCCAGCAGGAUUACGAAUCAGAGGAGGAUUGUGGGACAGAGGAGUACUCCACACUAGAGGAGAAUGCAGUGAUGAAGGAGGAAGUUGAAGUUGUGCCGAUGAUGCCACAGCCCACUGCUGCUCUCCCCGCCUGGAUAUUAGCUCUGAGGAAGAAGACAAGGAAGAAACACUGA
Coregonus sp. 'balchen' is the source of this 4488-nucleotide messenger RNA. The record is from the annotation of a GenBank genome assembly. NCBI's taxonomy places the organism in Eukaryota, Metazoa, Chordata, Actinopteri, Salmoniformes, Salmonidae.